AAAAGAAAGAAGAGAAUGCUAGAAGCAGCUUUUGAUGGUGAUGUUGGAGUAAUAAAACAGAUAUUGAAAGAGGUAUCAAAUUAUCCCAGAUUUAGAUGAUACUGACAAAAUUCAGGUUUACCAGAUACUUGUAGGGCAGACUGAGGUAUCAUAAACAUAUUUAAAUAAGAAUAUAAUUUUUAUAUGUGUUUACAGUUUUGUGUCAUUAAAAAAGCUUAAUGUCAAAUAUUGCCAUUGAUGAUUUCUACCAAAAGAAAACCAAACUUUAAAGACAUUAUUUGAACUAAAAUAAAAUUUGAUUACACUGAAGACAGCUUUGUCAGCUGGUAAAGUCAGUAAGACAAAGGAGAAGUAAGUCGAUGAUCUAAUCCUAAUAACAUCAGAUAUGUACAGCAGUAAAGUUGUCACAUGACUUAAUUAGAUUUAAAAAUUUUAAACUUUAUAACACGGUAAAGAUAUAUUAAAAAUAAGACAUAGAUGAAGUUUUGUAUUAUGUUAUUCAGUGUCUACAAAGUACGACUUAUUUAACAUUCACUUAAAUUUAAGUAUACUUUUUAUAAAUUAAAUUAUAUUUCUGUUAAUAAUUUAAUAAUGUUACUAUUUUUAUAACUUUAUAAUCAGGCAUAUAAAAUGUACUAUUCAUUUUUUUAAUCUUAAAGUCUAAUUGGUGAUGGAAUUCAAUUUCACAAAUAUUUGGACAUGUUGAAGGUUUCAGACAUUGAUGACAAAAAUGGAUUAGGCAAUGAUGUCAUUGGCAGGUCAUUACGUACUAAACACAUCAUGGCUCUUGUAGAAUGUGAAGAUCCGAAUGGAAACUCAGCACUGUCAGAAGCUGCUAGU
Molecule: messenger RNA, 840 nt
Organism: Lymnaea stagnalis (great pond snail)
Lineage: Eukaryota; Metazoa; Mollusca; Gastropoda; Lymnaeidae
Source: the annotation of a GenBank genome assembly